AUGGAUUCGUGGAGAAGUGAACCUGAAUGCCCUCCGCUCGUUAACCUCUCUUGUUGCCCUGAUAUGGUUAACCUCUCUUGUUGCCCUGAUAUGGUUCCAUAUCUUCUUGGAAACAAAUCAGUUUCUGGUCUUCUAAGGAUUUUGGACACUGACAAAGAAGAAGUUUUGAUUAGGGCGGUCACAUGGAUUCUGUGUACGACGUCGGCAGUGGAUGCAUUGAAUUUGACCUAUGAUCGGAUAGCGGAGCAUAAUUUGGACCCAUUUCACAACCCAUCUCACACUUUAUUCUUCUCAAUAUACGGACCGAAAGGAAGAGAAGAAUUGGAACUACAAGCAAGACAUCUCACUAACCAUUCGAAUAAGGAUGUGGCCAGUAAAUCGGUCAGGCUACUGGAAACUCUUGCUAAUGUCCCCCCAUUCCCAAUGGCUGGAAAUCAUCUAAACCGUCUCUAA
This is a messenger RNA of Caenorhabditis remanei, 453 nucleotides long. RefSeq lists its product as uncharacterized. The transcript is spliced from 3 exons. Gene Ontology annotation, cellular component: mitochondrion. NCBI's taxonomy places the organism in Eukaryota, Metazoa, Nematoda, Chromadorea, Rhabditida, Rhabditidae. The record is from RefSeq and is a predicted model, not a curated record. The coding region runs from base 1 to 453 and encodes 150 amino acids.